This is a messenger RNA of Meloidogyne enterolobii, 253 nucleotides long. The record is from the annotation of a GenBank genome assembly. NCBI's taxonomy places the organism in Eukaryota, Metazoa, Nematoda, Chromadorea, Rhabditida, Meloidogynidae.
AAUAGAAAUGUCAUUCUCUGCAACAUCUUUUCCGACGUUAAAUUUUGAUCAACCGCUCAUUGAUUUUGUUCAGUUGGAUUCUUUGGUUGUAAUGAAGAUAGUUAAACAUGGUGAUAUUGAAUUCUAUGCGGGAAUGUCUAAAGUUGCCGGCGAAACUUGUCAAGGAAUUCUUACUGGAUUAAUUUCUAUAGAAGAAAAGGAGAAAAAGCUGGAAAUUACUAAUUGGUAUUUUAAUUUAAAAAUCUUUAAGUAA